Messenger RNA from Microdochium trichocladiopsis, 1244 nucleotides. RefSeq lists its product as uncharacterized. The record is from RefSeq and is a predicted model, not a curated record. Lineage: Eukaryota; Fungi; Ascomycota; Sordariomycetes; Xylariales; Microdochiaceae. The transcript has a single exon. Bases 354 to 1121 code for a protein of 255 amino acids.
UGCUCGGAGGUGUCGUCACUGGAUUCACGCCGUCUGUACUGGGGAGCCCCGAGAUCAUCGGACGGGUGGACGAUUCAACCAUCAACCGCGACUCGUGCGGCUCCGUCCGGGUCAACAACCGGGCGCUGUGGGUAUGCCGUGACUCACAGCCUUUUGACAGCUCCGGCAACCCAACGCUGCCCGUCUGGGCCAGCUCGGCCGCCUGGACCGACUUUGGUGCCAACGGGAAGCCCAAGCUACAACAGGUGACGAGUCCUGUCGAGAGCGGCACCGCGCUUCUCACCUAUGGCCGCAACACCCGCACCCCCUUUUACCCCAUUCCUUCAGAUAAGUGCGGCGAGAAUAGUGCGGGCAUGUGCCCUGAUGGCAGCCGCUUCGCCAUCUGGCCCGACGCACCGCCUUUGGUCACGUCGACACGCGCAGAUGGCACUAUCGUCGCGUACACUUGGAUCAAGCAGGCACACAUUACCUCCAGCCUCGGCACCCUCGUCAGAGACCCGCCCACCAGCCUGUACCGCCUCGAGUACUCACCAUCUACGGAUGUCAAUGCCCUGCCGAAAGUCACCCUCGUCAAACAGCAGUUCUGGGCUGCCUCGGACUUCCCCUACGGCACCUACGGGGGUAUCGUACGUGAUGGCGUGGCCUACAUAUACGGCCAAAAUGCGGACGGCAACGUUGGCGUUGCCCAGGUGCCGGUCGACAAAAUCGAGGAUCAGUCCGCCUACCGCUAUUUCAUCAUGAUGGGCUGGGCUACAGUGAACCCCGGCCUCAACGCGGGUGGCCUCAACAUUCCCAACGUAAGCGCCGGCGGCCAGGGCACAUUCUACUAUUCCGAGGUCUGGAAGCUCUUCGUCUGGAUUGGCCAGGCCAAGAACUCAGUCGUGCCCGAGUUCUGGAUCUCAACCUCUCCAACGCCUGGUGGGCCUUGGGAGGUGCCCAAGAUGUUCUAUCGUGCGCCCAGUGGCAACGGGUUCAUCGGUGGAUACACUCUCCAAGCACAUCCGGCUCUACUGGCCAGUCAGAGCGAAAACGCAAUCUACCUGACAUAUACGAAACCAAUGGUCAACAACAAGGGCAACGGGUAUUACUCGAACCCGCUAAUCUAUGUGAGGUGGCAAUAGUGGAACGGGCUCGUCUUACUGGUGCGAGGCGUACCUACGCGUGGUGUUUGACGGCCAAGAUCAUUUCGUAACUCAUAUCGCGACAAGAAAAACAAACCAAUGCACAGCAAUGACUGUUAACGA